This is a messenger RNA of Ostertagia ostertagi, 576 nucleotides long. The record is from the annotation of a GenBank genome assembly. Lineage: Eukaryota; Metazoa; Nematoda; Chromadorea; Rhabditida; Trichostrongylidae.
AUGGGAGCUGCAGAAGGAAGUAGUGUUACCACCACACCCACCAGUGGAGCCACCACUCGAGUCAUACCAGAGACUACCGCGGAAGCCACCACAGCAGCCACACCAAGAAUCACUGCAGAAGCCACAUCACGAACCACCGCAACAGUCACACCAAAAACCCCCGCAGCACCCACCACUGCGGUCUCGAGUGGAGCCACCGCAGGAACUGUCUCAGAAGCUACCACCGCAGCUACCCCUAAAGCCAUCACAGGAGCCACACUUGGAACCUCCGCAGCAGCCGAAACCGCGGUCACCACUGGAGCCACCGCAGGAAUCGCCUCAGAAGCUAUCACUGCAGCCACCCUGAAGCCACCACAGCAGCCACACCAGGAACCUCUGCAGCAGCCACCACCGCGGUCACCACUGAAGCCACAACAAGAAUCGCUUCAGAAGGUGCCCCCGUGGAAACUUCAAAACCUGCUACAAUGGCGGGAGUCGCUUCUCAAACUGCCCCCGCAGCAACCACUGCAGCCGCUGAAGGAGCUGCCGCACAAACACCAGGCAUCUUUUGAUCAUCAUCCGCUUCUCUUUUUUUGA